AUGCUGCGCGUACUCCGUAUUUGUGGCUUUCGUUUCUUUCUUACGGAAGGUUACAGUGACAGUGAUCAUUAUAACUGUCAUGCCGCAAAUGUUCAUGAUGAUGGUGCGGGCAGUUUGGAUGAUAGGGUCAACAAUCGCGGAGCUACUAGCUGUGUGCAUCAAAAAAUCGAUGAGCUGGAAACAUUUCCAAGAACUUUUCGGAGUGCAACUUUAGCGGCUUUGCAAGCGUCACAGAAUCAAACCAGAAGAGAGCCGUUGGAGAGGAGUUAUGAGCGGCAGCAGCUUCAUUCUCAGCAUCAUUCCUCACCUGACAUCCACCUUCGUACGCAACAAAAUCGCCGUAAACCACGAGUUUUGUUUACGCAUAAUCAGGUAAUGCAGUUGGAGGAACAUUUCAAGCGACAACGCUAUGUGAAUGCUUCCGAACGUGAUGGUCUCGCCGAAAGUCUCGGAUUGACACCAACUCAGAUUAAGAUUUGGUUUCAAAAUCGACGUUAUAAAUGCAAACGUAUCGAUCAAGAUCGCUCACUUCAGCUUUCAUCUCAAUUCGCUGCUUUCCAUAAUCCGAUUUUUGGUGCAGCGAGUGUUUUUGGUUUUGGUGGAUUUUAA
Anisakis simplex (herring worm) is the source of this 609-nucleotide messenger RNA. The record is from the annotation of a GenBank genome assembly. Lineage: Eukaryota; Metazoa; Nematoda; Chromadorea; Rhabditida; Anisakidae.